Molecule: messenger RNA, 7233 nt
Organism: Spodoptera frugiperda (fall armyworm)
Lineage: Eukaryota; Metazoa; Arthropoda; Insecta; Lepidoptera; Noctuidae
Product: proteasome activator complex subunit 4B
Exons: 25
Coding region: 259-6150 (1963 amino acids)
Biological process (GO): proteasomal ubiquitin-independent protein catabolic process
Cellular component (GO): cytosol; nucleus
Molecular function (GO): proteasome binding; peptidase activator activity
Source: RefSeq, a predicted model, not a curated record
GACGCAUGUCAAAUUUUAGUGAAUCGGAACGUACCUUUGGGACUGACUUGGCGAUUCGGAUUUUCUUUCAGUGAUUAUCUCGAUGACUUGUGUAAAUUCAAUGUAAAUUUGAUUUGUUAAAUGACAGUUUAUUAUUUGUGAUUCGCGGACGUGUAUCGAGUAUACUUACAACUGUGCUCAUGUGGCCGCCGGGUAUAAAGGACAUAUUGCAGUGACUGGUUAUAAUUUUCCAAAAACAAAUAACUUAGAACCAUCAAUAUGAUACAAGACGAUGAGUUCGAGGCCCUGGUGACAACCCCAGAGCGUAUAAAGGCUCUGGGGUUCAAGCCACAGAAGGAAAUCUUGACGAAUCACAUCUUACCAUAUGCCGCCGAGUUGGAUGAUGAGGCCUCCAGAUUCCUACAACAAGUGAAGACAAACCUGGCGAAGGCCGUCAUGUUGCGCGAGAUGAAGCCAGCCUGCGGCGUGUGGUCCUCCAGGCUCAUGAAGUACAUUCGGAUUCAUGGCCUGAAGUUCAGCAAAGAAGAUCACAUAAAGCUAAUAAAGCUGGCAUAUGAGCUUGUGCUUAUACCUGACCUUGAACCAUGCAAGAUUCACAAGUUCGCUACCAUGUUCCUGAUGCUCACUAAGAAAAGACAAUUGAUUUCACCUGACGAACUGACGCUGCAUUGGCGUCCGCUCUACGAUAUGGGCAAAAAAAUAUUUGACAAGAGCGCCACUCAUAUUAGAAUGUACCAUUACCUGACGCCAAAGCGCUCUAUGAAACAAGGAGGCGAUAUGCUCGAUAUGAUUCGCAAAUUCCUGUCUGGCGACGGGCUGGGCGAUGCCUUAGAGUUGUUCGGCCUCGCCGGAGCCGACGAGAACGAACUGCCCACUUCCCUCGAAGGAUCAUAUAUUUCGAUGGUUAAAUGCGCAAGACCAUAUUUCCCUUUGACUGCAACAAAAGAAAUCCUAGCGGAGUUGAUGCCCCAAAUAAACCCUUGGUCCACGGACACGCACGUGGUAUGCCAGUUGGCGGUGUUCCUGCCGGUGGCUAUAAACCCGCAGUACGCGCAGUUCGGCCACGAGCUGUGGUUCGACGAGAUCAUGUCGCUCUGGGAUACAUGCUACAACUCACAAUGUGGUAUCUCGGACUUAAUGAUGCUAUUUGCGGGGCUAGCGAAGCGCAACCCUGGUGCCAUAGACUGGCAGCCGUACGUGCCGAAGAUGUUCACGAGGUUCCUACACGCCCUGAACCUCCCCGUUAGCUACAAAGACAUGCAGAUCACACGCUGCCAUUCCUUAGACAUGAAGCAUGUGGCUUCUUGGAUUGUAUGGAGCAUUGCCCCCGACGGCGAGGUACUCAAGCACUUGCGCAGCUUCCUGGCAGGAGUCGAGAGCUAUCUGCACAGCGCCAACUCGGGCCGCUGGUCCUAUAAGCUGAGGGACCUGCUCCGGAAACUGGCCAGAGAGUUCCUAAACAGGGUACGUCGUGAACGUGAACCUAAAUUCAAGGAAAGUUGGGAGAACCAAACUCCAGCUCACUACCGACUGAAGGACGACGACAUCACGGAGUUUGUACAGAUCGUGCUCGAGCCAACUCUGCAGGCAGUGUACAGCCGCAGCGGCUCGCUCGAUAUAUCUAUUGCACUGCACAACUUGGCGACGCUACGCCCCGCAAUAGUAGUUCCACCUCUCCUGGAGCGACUGAAGACCUCCCUGACGUCGCUGACGGAGCCGCACCGAGUGACGGCCGCCAUGUCUGCGGUGGCGGCCGUGGCGCGGCCCAUGCUGCGCGGCGCGGACGCCGGGUACCCGGAGGGGCCCACGCACGUUGUGCCGUUCCUGCUGGCUGUCCUACCCGGCCUCGACCCCAACGACAUUAAAAAGACAUUAGUCACAUUACACUUCAUACUCAUCUUCACAUGGAUGGUGCCUUUCAUAGACUGUAGUACAGCUCACGAGCACUGGUCGGACCUCACCGAGGAAGAACUCCUCACCUGUGAGUCCACUGCUCAACUCGAAGACUUCGUGCUCGUCUUCUUAGACAGAUUAUUUGUGAUCAUCGAGUCUAGUGUACUCGAACAUGUAAGACUGGAUACUAAGGAAUCCGACGCCGUUCGCAGUAAGACUGACGCUGUAAUGGAAACUGCCAUCUCUUCGGCCGCGACCGCUGUGCUCAUGCAGUGCUCGCCGAAGAUAUUUAAGGAAGCAUUAAGAAAAUUCAAGGCUUUUGCCACAGAAACGACAUUUGAAACGAAUGUAUCUGGAAGUAUGGUGGGUGUGAUGUUACAUGUGUUUGCUCGGAUCAACUCGGAGGCCACCCUGGCCGCGUUCCUGCCGGACCUGUGUGAACAACUGGCGGAGUUGUUGGCGACGGACGAGGCGCUGCACGAGGAGAACCCCUCCCGUGACCUGGUCUACAGACUGGUGUUGUUGAUGCAUGUGGUGGAGUGUGACGGAGUCGUGUUGCUCAAAUAUGUGCCCGACAUCCUGCCCAUACUGGACAGGGCUCUGAAGUUACAUUCUAACUACGCUCUGUCUAGGGCGUGUGAGGUGCUGAGCCAUAUGCUCAGUUCGAUGUGCUAUAUUGAUUUGAAAGAGUGGAAGAGUUCGCCGAAGGAUUAUGGCUUGGCUCCUGAGACGUGGCUGCCUAUACGGGAGUGGGGGUACGGGUGUAUGUUGAAGGAUACCAACUUCAAGUGGCACGUGCCGUGCGAGGAGGAGGCGCAGUGCGCGCAGAUGUUGGUGGACCGGUACCUCACGGCCGAGGCGGCCCGCCUGGAGCAGUGGCUCAGCGGGGAGCGGGACAUGUGCCGGGAGAGGCGACUGAGGAGCUUUUACAUUAUCAAUGCACUACUGGCGUGUAGCACUUUCCUACCGCCACCUAAUGAAGAACCUGUUUCCUUUUUGGAAUCCCACGUGCCCGCUACAAACAUUCCAUUUACUAGCGGCGUGCGCUACCAAGUGUUGCUGCACGGGGAGAAUGUCCGCGUGGCUCUGACGCGGCUGCUACUUAAGGUGCAAGCCAAACUGUUGGCCGAAAAGACUGAUGACACCAAGGGCCUUGAGAUGCUGAUACAGGUAUGGGAACGAGUAGUAGUUAUGAAAGGGAUGCGCGGUGGGCCUGGACUGGAGGCUCGACUGAGGUCAUAUGGGGCUUUGGAGCGGGCACUGGACGGGCGCGGCGGAGCCCCGGACAGGAAGGGGAGCCCUCGCGGCGUCGGCAGCGCACGACUGCGCAUGUUGACUGCAGACGCGGCGAGGCUGCAUGAUGACUCGAGAUAUGACCUCGUCUGUGAAGCCGGAAUCACUCCGUCUGCUCUCAGCGCUCUGCAUGCGUUAGCUGAGCUCUCCAUCAAUACCUACAGCUCUGUCCGCAUAUUAGCUCAAAUUCGUUUAUACUGGAUGCUGAGCCAUUACCCGUAUUCGUAUCGGGCGUUGGUGCCAAAGUUGGCGGAAAUAUUGGCCAAAGGUGGUGAGGGUGACGAGUGGCAUGCGCGGCAUAAAGGCGCACUGUUCAUGAUGCUGGGGCCACGCAGUGGGCCGUUGGUGGCCAAGCAGGAUUGGGACGUAGUGCGCACAUUGUGGCCUGCUAUACUUAAUGCGCCGCUUAGCGAGAAACCCAGCAUGGUCCGGCUAGAACAAGCGUUUAGCGACAGUCUACACCGUCACUUCCCGACGGUGAACACUCGCCUUACCUUGAGUACUACAGCGGUAGACGCGGCCGCGGUACUUAUUACUGAGGAGGAACGAUCGGACCCAGACUUCACGAAGAUCUUCAACGAAUCCGUUGCGAGAGAGACUGCCAACUCAGACAAAACUGAGAAAAUAUAUAAUGAACUCAUUGUAGAACUUAUGAGGGUCGUCGAAACUCCUAAUAUUCAAUGGCGUCGCUUGGAGCUAGCGAUGCAGAUGCUGACAUUCUGCCCUUCCAUUCAAACCCCGUACCCUGGCUUUGCAGUCCGUGGUAUGGUACAGGCACUGCUGCACGAUGACAUCGCCGUCAGACGCACUGCGCAACGACUAGUGCACUAUGUGCUGAAACAACGCAAGCACAAAAUUAUUAAGAUAGAAAUGGAUCCGUAUGACAUCGCCGGCGUACCACGCCCUGAGAAACGGACGCCUGGAUACCGAAAGGAUCUAGAAUGGGCAAUAUGGUCAGAUGAGAGGGUAUAUAAAACUGACGAAGAAUGGGAUCAACCCUGGUUGAGGAACUCAAUGUACGGGUUCUACGCCUGGCCUGAGAAGUUAGAGAUUGCAGCACCGGCAAGCGAACAGGUAUACUCCUCGGACCUGGCUCCCGAAGACAUGGAGGAAGGCGAGCGCCACCUGUACGAGUUCUUCAACAACGAGGACAAUGUCAACAAGCUGGUUGCCUUCCUCACUGUCGAGGAGAAAAAGGGCAAGGACAAGUUCAAUGGAGUGCGCUUCUCUCUGUUCAAGACUUUAUUCGCGCAAUUCGGUAACGAUAUAAGCGCUAGGUUCCUGCGUCACGCGGAGCGUUGCGCGGCGGACUCGCAAGAGGCGCCGCAGCGGUACGCGGCAGAGGUCACCGCCGCCGCACUGCGCGCGCCGCGCUACUGGCCCCGGGAGAGGGCCAUGGAGAUGUAUGCUGCCGCCGUCAAUAUACUGCAGAUAGGUUUGACAUCAGUAACCCCCGAGACUCUGGAGGACUGGGGCACCUGCGUCGCCACUGGGGUGGAGAAGUUAGACCCGACCCGCGGCCGUCAAGUCAUAGAAGGACUGGUCCAGAUCUGCGCGCCUCGCUCGCGCACGCGCGACAACGAACCAGACGUCGAUACUUCGUUCAGUAUCUGUGCGCGACUUUAUGCCCUACAGGGUGCACUCGGCUCCCUACGUUGGAGGGCGGCACCACUGGCUGCCGAACUGUUGAAGCGGCUGGAAGACGCCAACUUUACACAGCAUCCCUAUCAAAACGUACGGGAAACAGUCGGCAGUUUGUUGAUGACGAUCUUCGACACGGAGUUGGUGUUCCCCGGCGGGCACAAUGGCGACGCGCCCCGUCUGGCUGACUUCUUGGCGUCUGUACAACCACGGCUCGCCGCGCUCUAUGAUGAGAACGGUGACAUAGUGAUAAAGACGGCGGCCUCAGCGGCGAUGCAGUGCAGCCCGCGGGCGGCGGAGGCGGGGUGCGCGGGGGCGCUGCACCCGGUCCCCGCGCCCCCCGUGGGGGACGUCGCGCUGCAUGUCGCCCGCCUCGCGCAGGAACACCACCCGCCCACAGACGACACCGCACAGGCGACAGAGACAGGAGAAUCUUCGGACACAGAGGGCGAGUCCCAAGUGCCGCGUGUGGAGCGCCAGCUAGUGUCCCGGCUGGACACGGCGCUGCGUCUCACUGGGGACGUCGCCGCGCCCGCGCCGCAGGACCAUGCACGGGCAUUGAACCUGCUCACUACUGUGCUCCGCGGGUGCAUGGGCGUGGUGGUCCGCGGCGUGGCGGGGCGCAUCGAGUCGCAGUACGCGGUGGUGGGCACGGCGUGCGCGCUGGCGGGGCGCGGGCCGCCGCAGCCGCACGACGAGCUGCCGCGCGCCGCCGCCGCGCUGCUCGCCUCGCUCGCGCUCGCGCACCACUCCAGCCACGCCUUCGACGCCGCGCUGCGACAUCUCGAGACUCUCGCCAGCAGUCGCUCAUGGUCGGCUCGCCUGGCGUGCCUGGACUUUGCUCAGCCACUACUGUUCUACGGACUACCGAUGUUAUGUGACCGCGCCGACCGCGCUAUCGCUACCGAGCGCUUCGCACUCAAACUGAUGAGAGAUCCCAGACUGGAGGUACGACAGUCUGCAGCGAAGCUGCUGACAGGGCUAAUGCACUGCCGCGCGCUACCGGACGAAAGUGUGACAAUGCAGGGACUCAUGCGGAGCUGUCGGUCCAAGCAACUGGUGGAGCGGCACUGCGGCGUGCUGGGGCUGUGCGGGUACCUGGCGUCGCGGCCGUACAGCCUGGGCGCGCGGCUCGGCGACGUGCUGGCCGAGCUGGCGCGCCACACCAGCGCGCCCGACCCCAUCCCCGCCACCAUCCGCGACGCGCUCGCAGACUUCCGCCGCACGCACCAGGACGACUGGCCCAAACACCGCGAACAGCUCACCGAGGAGGAACUCGACCUCCUCGCCGACCUCACGUCGCCCCCCUCUUACUGCGCUUGAGUCAACUAUUGCUACAUAGUUUUAUCUCUUUUUAUGAUAAGGUAUUUAAUAGGGAUGCAUCCGAUAACGACAUAUCGGCGAUAUAAAGUACGUUUGCGAUAUAUCGGAAUCGGCGAUAUUAAUUUUGCUGAUAUACCCUUUGACAUACUUUUAACUUUUCGCUGUAGUUACUCGAGAGAAAGCGGCUUUUACUGCGCUUAGUUAAUUCUUCUUGUAAACCAAAUUUGUCUAUGCUAAAAGCAUCAAGUAAUUUCCUUCCUUUGACUUGCGCUAUAUAAAUCACUAUAUUGUGGCGUGAAUUUAUUUAUUUGACUUGACUGUACGUCCUUUUUUGGAAAAUAUAAUUGUCCUAAUCAGUAUUGACGAACCUUCACAAAUAUCUUUGUCGUAUCGGCUUAAGUGCUCAUCAAUGCAUCCCUAGUAUUUAAUUGUGAUAUUCAACAAUAGCUUUAUGUAUGACACAAAUUUUUGUUGCAUAAUUACUCCAAAGUGUUAUUGUUUCGUAAAACUCAAGUGGAAGUAGCUAAUAUAGACGCCGUGUGAUAUAAUUACUGAGACUGUGUUCUAUCAGUGCAGUGAUUUCAUAGGCCUAAUAUGUAGUGAAGUAGUGAUUGCAUCUCCUGCAUAUAUACACAUAUGUAACCUACCUUUUUACUAAUACUAGGUAUUCACGUAGAAUCUGUAACGGUGGUGGCUCCAUCUCAUAUCAUGUUCUGUGCCCACAGUAGACGCCGGUGACGGAUUUAGAUAGUAAGAUGGUCAGUGAGUAAUUUUGUAUAAUUUGAUAGAUAUAAUUUGAAGAGCUAUUUUGAUAUUUUUGUUUUAUAGUUAUAUUAUUAUAAUGUAUAAUUUGGUUUGUUGGUUUGGAAAGAAGAAUUAAAUCUAGAAACAAUUUUAAUUUAUUAUGAUGGGUAUAUAUUUUACGUCAUUUUGUAUAACAAUGUGCAAUGUGCCAUUGUUGUUAAGACAUUUCGUUCCAUAAUAGAUCUGUUUACAUGGGUUAGGUAUUUGUAAAUACGUGUAUAAAUAUUACAUAAUAUUUCUUUUUUAGGAUAUUGUAUUAAAUACUACAUUAAUAAAUAA